Messenger RNA from Brassica napus (rape), 1005 nucleotides. RefSeq lists its product as uncharacterized. NCBI's taxonomy places the organism in Eukaryota, Viridiplantae, Streptophyta, Magnoliopsida, Brassicales, Brassicaceae. Bases 1 to 1005 code for a protein of 334 amino acids. The transcript has 2 exons. The record is from RefSeq and is a predicted model, not a curated record.
AUGCGUAGGGUGAUUGUUGUUGAUGGAACUUUUCUGAAAAAUAAAUACAAAGGAGUGCUACUUGUUGCUACAACUGUAGAUGGUAACACCAAUUUGUAUCCGAUUGCUUUUGGAGUUGUUGAUUCAGAGACUGGGGAUUCAUGGGAGUGGUUCUUAAGACAAUUGAAAGUGGUUAUUGCUGAUAGUAAAGAUUUAGCUUUUGUAUCAGAUAGGGCUGCGUCAAUAGCUAAAGCGCUUGGGAAUGUUUACCCUCGUUCAAGACAUGGAAUUUGCAUUCACCACUUGUUGACCAAUGUGGUAAAAAAUUUCAAGACAAAGGGGUUGUCCUCCUUGGUCGAGAAGGCUUCGCAGGCAUAUAGGUUCCCUGAAUUUCAAGAACGUUUCACCGAAAUUGUUGAAAUGUGUCCUGCGCUUGGAAGAUAUCUACAGGAGGCUGAUGUGAGAAAAUGGGCUCGUUCUAUCUUCCCUGGAGCCAGGUAUGACAUUAGGACCAAUAACCCUGCAGAGUCCAUAAAUUCAGUUCGGAGAUCACCUAGACAAUAUCGAGUUAUUCCUUUGCUGGAUAGUAUAAGAGAAAUGUUGACCCGAUGGUUUUAUGAGCGUCGCAUGUUAAGCUCGAAGCAUAUUGAUCCUUUAACUGUUAAGGUGGAGAAAAAGAUUGAUAGGAGAAUUGUGAAGGCAAAAGGGUUUCAGGUUUACAAGGUUGACAACUACAGAUCACUUGUUAAAGGAGACAAAUAUGAUUGUCAUGUUGAUUUGGAAAGAAGAACAUGCACAUGUAUGGAAGUACAUAGAUUUACUGAUGGCGUCUACACCACUGCAACAUGGAGAACUGCCAAUGUUGAAUCCAUUAAUCCAAUAGCAGUUCCAGAAGUUGAUUGGAAUGUCCCAGCUGAGGUUAAGCUUGCGAAGGUCCUACCACCAGAGGCAAGAAAGAGUUUCGGUAGACCAGUAAAGAGAAGGUAUGAAACAGUAGAAGACAAGAUCAGAUCUUCUCAAGGAUAA